Molecule: messenger RNA, 780 nt
Organism: Fraxinus pennsylvanica
Lineage: Eukaryota; Viridiplantae; Streptophyta; Magnoliopsida; Lamiales; Oleaceae
Source: the annotation of a GenBank genome assembly
AUGGCCGGGUUUUGGGCGAAACUACCUUUGAUUAGGAAGCUGUUGUUGUCGCAUCCUGAGGUGGAAUUCCUGUGGUGGAUGGAUAGUGAUGCGAUGUUCACGGAUAUGGUGUUUGAGUUGCCAUGGGAGAGGUAUAAAGAUCACAAUUUUGUAAUGCACGGGUGGAAUGAGAUGGUUUACGAUCAAAAGAACUGGAUUGGGUUGAAUACGGGAAGUUUCUUGUUGAGGAAUUGCCAAUGGUCUUUAGAUAUUCUCGAUACUUGGGCUCCAAUGGGGCCGAAAGGGAAGAUUAGGGAGGAGGCUGGUAAACUCUUGACUCGGGAGCUUAAGGAUCGGCCAGUUUUUGAAGCUGAUGAUCAGUCUGCAAUGGUGUAUAUAUUGGCAACUCAGAAGGAUAAGUGGGGUGAUAAAGUUUAUCUCGAGAAUGCAUAUUAUUUGCACGGUUAUUGGGGCAUUUUGGUGGACCGGUAUGAGGAAAUGAUCGAGAAUUAUCAUCCCGGCCUUGGCGAUCAUCGGUGGCCACUUGUUACUCACUUUGUGGGUUGCAAGCCUUGUGGGAAGUUUGGUGACUAUCCAGUUGAGAGGUGCUUGAAGCAGAUGAAUCGUGCAUUUAACAUGGGGGAUAAUCAGAUUCUGCAGAUGUACGGGUUCACUCAUAAAACACUUGCUAGUAAGAGAGUGAAGAGAACAAGGAAUGAAACAAGCAAUCCCCUAGAAGUGCAAGACGAGCAUGGGUUGCUUCACCCUUCAUUUAAAGCUGUGAAGGUAUCAUCUUCUUGA